Dermacentor silvarum is the source of this 8469-nucleotide messenger RNA. Its product is annotated as 8-oxo-dGDP phosphatase NUDT18. The transcript is spliced from 6 exons. NCBI's taxonomy places the organism in Eukaryota, Metazoa, Arthropoda, Arachnida, Ixodida, Ixodidae. The record is from RefSeq and is a predicted model, not a curated record. Gene Ontology annotation, molecular function: magnesium ion binding; 8-oxo-GDP phosphatase activity; 8-oxo-dGDP phosphatase activity. The coding region runs from base 218 to 1225 and encodes 335 amino acids.
AUAAGUUUUUCAUCUUAAAAUAUUAGUGCAUUUGUUCCUAAAGAAUUCUACAAAGAAACGUCUUGCCCUUUUUGCUUUGCCAACGCGGCAUCAUCAUCAUCAGCAGCACUGUUAUACCAAAACAAGAAAUAACUCGUGAGUGGAGUGAAUGUCAAUGCCUUGGGCGUACCUGCAGAGCUUUUAAUUGGUUUAUUUUUUUGCAUUAAACGUCUUGAGGAUGGACAAAAUAGAAAGCGUGAUACAUGACACGCUCAAUGGUCUGGCGAUAAACGACGAUGCAGCCGAUAUCAUAGACUACAGCCUCGCCGAUCAAGUGGACGAGCUUGCUGCUAAAGGAAUAGAGUCCGCCGUGUUACCUGACUACAAACCAGUUGUCAAGAAGUCGGUGACUUACAUCGUCGCUGCAGUCGCCAUCAACGAAAAAGGCGAGGUCCUUAUGAUGCAGGAAGCGAAAAGUUCUUGCGCAGGCACGUGGUACCUGCCUGCUGGACGAAUGGAGCCUGGCGAAAAUAUAAUUGAGGCUGCCAAGCGAGAAGUAAUGGAAGAAACUGGCCUAGAUUUCGAGCCUUCUACACUUCUGAUGGUCGAAACUGCACAAGGCCAGUGGUACAGAUUUGUUUUCAGUGGAACAGUAGUCGGGGGAGAGCUGAAGACGGUGUCGAAGGCAGAUGCAGAAUCACUGCAGGCAGCCUGGGUUGGGGACGUGGAACAGCUAAGUCUGCGCUGCAGAGACAUCUUGCCCGUGAUCGAACGUGCCCGCCUUUACCACAGUACUCAUGCCAGCCAGCCAUGGCACCCACCCAUCUUGCCAGCCCUCAGGCCACAUGCCAAGCUCUGCCUGCGCCUGGUCACCAUCAUUCGCAAGAAGGCCAACAACCUCCUCCAUGUGCUUGUGUCCGAAAAGGGCAUCGCACACCUGCCUACCUGUGAGAUCAACCCGUCUCGGAGCAUUCACACUGCACUCAAACGAUUCAUCCAGAAUAUGUUCAGCUCGGAGCCACCACCUCACAAGCCACUUGGCGUGCUCUCUCUGGAGCAUAAUGGAACUGCAGGGGGAGGAGAACAGGAUGGCAUCUGCGUCUGUGUGCUGGUGUCAUGCAAGGCCUCUGUCGAGGAGGUGGCGCUGACACCUGGAUACACCUGGCUCGAAGUGAGCUCACCACUCUCCGAGAAGCUGCUCACACGCACGGGCCGGAACAUGGCGGUACACCUGAAGGUGCAGUGAAGGCAGGCACGUACGGUGGCAGCGCUUACUUAACGCGAACUGGCACAACUAAUUGUCACUGUCUUUCUGUCUUCUUUUUGAGGCUGCCAUUUGUUUGAGCUCUGAUUGCGCAUCUGCAUUUAGAACUGGAGACACUGCACCGGUGCUGCUGGAGCUUGCAGGUGCAUUGUCCUGCGACUAUGUCGUUUUGCUAAUCUAAAGAGAUAAGUGUCUAUUUUUAUUUUCUUCCAAGCUAUGCGUGGCAGAUCAUUGCUUGCACUGAGGUACCACAACUGCUGCACAGGUAAUAGUAACAUGUGCCAGUGCCUUUAUCUUGUUAUUUCUUUAGCUUUUGUUGCAAGUAUCAUGUGGCAGGAAAGCCAGCAGUGUGGUUUUUAGAAGUGUCCUCUGCUGGGUAUAGGGAAACUCAUAGCAUUAACGUUAAUGGUGCUGGUGAACGGCGGUAAUCGGAGAUUUCUUUCCCUUCCAAUGUACGACUAACCUCAUGGAGUCCUGGCCUGAAGCAUUGUUCUGCUACUCUGGCAUGGUGGACUAGAUCAUGCUAUAAUUGUUAGUAUCAUGUGGAAUGAAAUCCAGCAGUGUUGUUUUUCGAAGUGCCCUGUGCUGGGAAUAGGGAAACUCAUAGCAUUAACGUUAAUGGCGCUGGUGAACGGCAAUAAUCGGAGAUUUCUUUCCAUUCCAAUGCGCGACUAACCUCAUGUAGUCCUGGGCUCAACCAAUGUUCUUUUACUCUGGCAUGGUGGACUAGAUCAUGCAUUAAUUGUUCAUACCACCUGAUAGAUCCAUUGAAGACACAUCACCUGUUCGCAAUUAUGGGCUGGUGUAUUUUGCUGUUGCUCGUUGUUCCUUUGUUAAGUCGCAAACGUAGUGGCCUGCAUUUCCAGACUACAUACAAGAACUCACCCCACCAAUGUUAUCAUUAUGACAAAAGCUUUCUUUUCAUACUUCAGAACUUAGUGUGAACUUGUCUGAUGGAUGUGUGCCAAUCAUGGCAGGAGCAUGUGUACAUUUACAAGGGCAUGUGACAAAAGGGAGGCAUGUCGCCACUUCCUUUGUACUGCAUUACUCUUUCAAAUAGAGAGGCAUUACUCAACCUAACCAUCAUUACCUCACGUAUCCUUGAAUCUCCGGAGUUGCAGCUGAUUGUUAACUGAAGGCGCUGCUCUUGUAUGGUGUGAGACGCACUCUUGCAACUCACUUGUCCUUGUCAGGACAACUGCUUUCCUUGGUAGCAUUUGUGUGAUUUCCUAGGUAAAAACCAGGCAUGCUACAAAUACUAUAGUGGUUCACUACUGUUCCUUGUUUGAAAGGAUGGAUAGACGUAGAGCUUGAAAUUAUUCGGUAGAGCUUGAAAUUAUUCGGUUAGAAAUGUUCACAUGACCUCAUAUACAGUCGAACCCACUUGAUAGGUUUUAAAACUAUAUUGGAUAUAACAAUGAGGAGCUGAUGCACCGUCAACUUUUCUAUAUCUUCUAUGGUUAAAUAAACUGCUUAUUAAAAUGCUCCCAUGUCGCGUUAUUUGUAUUAACAAUUAAAUCUGGCUACUGGGUGUGUAUGCCAAGAGAAAAAAACAAACAAACAAAAAAAUAAACAAAUCCCAGGAAUAAAAAAAAAAAAAGAAAAAAAUGCAAGCUGCUUUGCCACACCAGCCUUUGUGCCACGUACCUCGCACGACACGCCUUUCUCUCCCCUUUUUCUUCCACCCCUCUGACGUCGGCGAGAAGGUGGAAGGGAGAGGGGCGAGAAAGGCGUGCCAUGUGGGGUGCGUGGCACAAAAGCAAGUGUGGAAAAGUGACUUGCCUUUUUUUUCUUUGAGGCAAUGCGAUGAAGGUGUGCCUUGCAUGGUGCAUGGCACCAAGGGGGGUGAGGCAAAGCAGCUCACAUUUUCUUUUUUUUCCCUGGAUUUCGUGUUCCAUUUUGUUUCCAUGCAGACACCCAGUAGCCAGAUUUCAUUGUUAUAGCCAAUAAUGCAGCAUGGGAACAUUGUAGUAAUCGGUUAAUUUUACCACAAAACACACAAAAGUUGACGGUGCAGCAGCUGUUCAUUGUUACAUUCAAGCAUUGUUAAAACCAAUAAUGCUAUAAGUUGGUUCAACUGUACUUCUUUCUGUCUAAUUAAAAUGUUUGAAUGUUUGUCCCUUCUGCUUUUUUUUUGUGCAACCUGGUUAUAACGAUUAUUGGUUAUAACAGUAGGAUUUUUGGUACUCGAAUACUGUUAUAAGUGUGUUCGACUAUAAUGUCAAGCUGAUAUGAUGUUUAUUCACCGUUUGUGCAUGAUUAAUAAACAUGGUGAGAAGACACAUGUUAACACAUGUUAGACAGAAGGCAGAAAACUAGGUGGGGUGGUGAAGUUAGGAAAUUUGCAGGCGCAAGUUGGAAUCGGCUAGCGUAAGACAGGGGUAAUUGGAGAUCGCAGGGAGAGACCUUUGUCAUGCAGUGGACUUAAAUAUAGGCUGAUGAUGGGAAGACACAUGCUGAGCUGAAGUUAUCAUGCUGAGCUCAAGUUCUCUUUACAGAGAACAGCUGUAGAGCAGCAUUGUUUUCUGAUAAAACAUCAAACAAAAAUUGCAAUUUUGGCACCAGCAGUAUUACUACUUCUGUCAUUUACUCUCCUACCUCUUAUCAUGUUCUUUCUAUUCUGUUCGGAGCAAACUGUACAAAAUUUCUUCAUUCUGCACCGAUACAUUGUCAGAAGUAGCCAGAAGGAUAUUACAUCAAGCCAGUCUUCUAGCACUGUUUGCUAGAAUUAUGAUUUCAUUUGAUGUAUUGAAUAUACAUAAGGGGGGGGGGGGGGUUGCCAGAUGAACUGCAAAACAGAGCUUUUAAAAGUUAGGUGGCGAGUUUCUUUCUGAUAUGAAUGUGCAUCAGUGUUCAUUGGAUGUGGAUGAGCAUUUAAUAUUUGCAAGGUGUUAAAUUGUAGCAUUUCAAAGCAAGCAAGUUAUUGCCAUUUUCUGUGUAUUUACUUAAGUGGCACAUUGAGAAUCUCGUUCAUUCAUAUCAUUCUGCAUGAUGCCUAUCAAAGGGAAAUGACCUUAAGCAUAAGCUGUUUCCCCAUUUUGUGCGUUAGGUUGAACACCUUUUAUUAUGUUGUGACAUGUUGUUCCUGUUUUUAUAUUGAAGUUACGUGUGAAACAAUGGAUUCUGUGGUGGCACAUUUUUCAUUACUGCCCUGGAGCUGUUUGGGAACAGGCAACGUAGGUCAGCUUGCUUUUUCUAUAUUUCACAGGGCUAGUGAUUCAUGGAAAGGUUUCUUGGGUGAAUAGUUAGAAAGUCUGCAGAAUUGCAGAUGCAAGAAGUUGCCAAUGUGGGCACUAAUAUGACUUUACAAAAUGUUGGAAAUGCCUUUCAAGCUAGUGAAUACUACACUCCAUAACGUUACUUGCAAAGCCAUGCUCACGUGCUCCUGCAAAACAUUUUUUUUUUCACUAAACACUCAGAAAGAGAGAUGAGCAGCAAUGCAAUACUAAUUGAUGCUAUGGAAGGUAUAGCCAUGAAAAAUUGUGUGCCUUCUUUCCGAACUUAGUUCACAGGAGGAAUACUACUGCUAGGAAGCAUCAAUGUCGGGUUGUGUACAAAGCAUUAGUAGUGAGGCAGAGGAGCUCAGUGAAGCGAAAGGAAAAUGUAGUAGAAGACUAAUGGCUCACCAGGCUGAUGAAGCGUAUUGUCGGUGCAAUAAUGAUGAUGAUUAUCAAAUUAUUUUUAUGUAUGCAUGCGUGAUCAAGUUUAAUCAAUGUGGAAGCCACUCUGAAAUCAUUCCUAAAUUUGCUGAAGCACUACAUGGAUUGUGGUCUCAUUUAUUCUGGCUGCUCUGUGGUAAUAUAGAAAAGAAAGGUAAAAAAUAAAUAAAAAACAUUAAUGACAGGACAUUCCAGUACGUGAUAAUGCUGAUUUUAUUGACCUAAUAUUUUUCUGUAUUUUACUAUUGGGACAAAGAACAUAACUUUGUUUUACUGUUCAUUGUUAAGAGAUGAAACUGUAGAGUAAGAAGCUUUUUGUUUAAUAAUUCAAUUGUAUAAAACCUUGGAUGGUUUUUCAGUGUACUUGGUACAUGCCUAUGAUCUUUUUAUUUGUUGGUUGUGAUGCAUAAAUAGUAAGCUUAUGAAAGCAGUGAUGGAUAAACUAUCUCCAUAAUUGGAUCAUAAGCAAUUGAUAUUGAGGUGGAAAAUUGAGCCAGCUCGGGAAGUUUCAAGGGGAAGCAUUAAUCAAAUGGGACUGGGGUAGCCAACCGGAUCUUAUUCUGGUUAACCUCCCUGCCUGCUGCUUUUCUCUUUCCCCUCCUCCAUGUGUUUUUGUUGUUGUUCACGUGCCCCUCUUCAUCCUAUCUCAUUUGUGCCUUGGCCAUGAAUCAAUGUCAACAUGUAUUUUUUCCCUCUCUUCUUUUUCUUUUUCUGAUGUGUGUGAGAAAAAACACAAAAAAACAAACAAAAAAAGACUGAAUUUAGAGGCAGUACGGGUAGAAAGAACAAAUGGCCUCAGAUUUUACUCAGUGACUUGCAGACAUUAGUUGGAGUGAAAUUAUGCAACUCAGCAUAAUUUAUUCUUUCUGUGUUUUGUAUAAAUGGCGUUGUACUAGCCACCUGUUCCCUCCCAACUCUUUUGUGAGACUGUGUGAAAUAACCUGUGUUGUUACAUGUAACCGGUGACACGAGUUAUCACUUGUCACCUAUAUUUUGGCCGACCUGUAAUUGGGAACAGCACUCUCACAUUAAAGCAGUGUAUAAAUUUCAGAAACAUAACUUCUUGUCACCGUUUAACAAGCAAGACAGAGAAAAAGGCACAUGAAAAUUAUCAAUUGUGCGGCACUCACCUUUUCUCAAUUGAAAGAGCCCUGCAAGAUAUUUCAUGAGAGGUCCGAAAUUUGUCUUGUAUGAAAAGGAUGUCUUUUUACAAAUGGUUUUAUCCAGCGAGAAGUUUCUGAAUACACCUUGUAAUACUUGGAUUUAUUGGCGAUCAGAUCCUGUCCUUGCUGUGCCCUUAUGGCGCCUCUCUACUUGUCGUCGUCCCUAUUGCAAUAAAAACAGAGCCCUGCAUCCACUUGGAACAGUUCCCAUCACGCUUAGCCCAUUAUUGUGCUGAGAUUUUAGAUCGUCAUGACCAGCAAGAUUGUGUGGCAUAACCCUCCAUCAUGGCACCAAUCAAGGAGGCCACAAUAGCGGUGCAUUGGUAUUAUUCUCUGCCACCAGACGGAGCCACUGCCAUGUAAGCAAUGAGAUUUCUCUACUUUUUGCUUUUGCUGGAAUAGCCAGUAGCCAUUGCAUUUACUUAAGCACUUAAGCAAUUUUUGCAAUGUGAGGAAUCGCAAUCAUGUGCAUUCUCACUCAUACUUGCUAAUGUACUUAUCUAGGGACUACAUUUAUUUGCCAUAUUCAGAAAGUGUUGCACGGUUCCUUCUGUUUAUUCCAGAAGCUUUGAUUUGUACUAGUAUUUGCUUUUCAACAUAUCCUGUAAACAGAGCCUAAGGGGUGGCAUUACUAGCAUGAACAUUCACUAGAAGUUUAUCCCUGAUUUAACAAAUUUAAACUAAGAGCAGCUAAGCAAAUCAUACUGCUGAUAAUUUAUCGGUCUUUCCACACUGGUGAUGCACAUACAAUACUCUUAAAAGGCUGCAAUUUUAUCUCAUCUUUUAAAUAUGUCAAGUAUGUUGAAAAAAAAGUAAUUGCUAUUCAUUGCUUGAGAAAAGAACGAGACAUUUUUGUUCCAUUUUGUGUGUAAUUACACCUGUGUGUGCUGUUUUGAGUGCAAGUUGGCUUUGUAUAUGGCUGCCUGUAUCUUAAUUUUUAUUUUUCUGCAGUGUUACGUAUUAGACUAUAUCUUUUGCUUUGGCAUUGUCUUUUUGAUGUCAGUUUUUUUCUCCUCAAUUAUGUCGAGUAUAUGUCCAUCGCAUCACACUGAUAUUCACAUUCUGAGUUUGGUAUUCUUAGCUGCUUCGCUGUGGUGAUGGUGGUUUUAAAUUACAGGCGUUUAGGUUCUGUAGCGAGUGUUCUUUGUCAUCUUAUGUUGUCAAGCAGUUACACCAGCGAAUUUUUUUUUUUUACUUCACUAACAUGAAUUUUACGAAGAGAAUUCUUCAGGUUCCAUUUUCAUUUUGCUGCUUGGAGUGUUUUGUUUAAACUGUGAUAGCACGUGUGGGCAAUGUUUGUAUUUGAUAUGAGAUCGACGUGAAGGGGGGGGGUGGGUGUUUCCCUUAGCGUAUCUGUUUACACAAUUUCUACUCAAUGCUAUGCAUUCAUAUAUAUGAUGUCUAGUAACUGUGUUAUGAAGUGGAUAAGUGUGUUCUGUGUUGAUUGUUAUUGACGAGCUUUGGGAAAUGACGUAUAUUUAUUAAUAUUGCUGCAAUAUUGUCUCAUAUUUAUUGUUUUGGCGUGGCUGCUGCUUGAAGUGCAUUGUUUCUUUAACAUUUCUUUGAACCAGCUCACAGCAAACUCACAUGAUUUGGUUGGUGCUUUUUUCAUUGUUUCGUUCUAGAGAUGGUGGUGUAUUUUGUGCCUACUCAUGCCAGACUGUAGCGUAAUGUGUGCCUUAAACUGCCUUAAAUGACUAACACGCGUAUUAUUCAAUAUUUUAUCUCACACUCUCCUCUUCAUACUCAUGCUGUGUGCAGUCUUCCUGCCAAACAUGCUAUACAGUCUAACCUCGAUAUAAUGGCCAUGGAUAUAAUGAAUUAUCGGAUAUAACAAAAUAACACUAAAAUGUUUCAUACCAAUGUCAGCGUGUAAUGAAUAUAUGCCUAUAAAUUCAUAUCGGAUUUAAUGAAGCUAUUUUUAUAAGGUGCAAGUUUGUUAUAAUGAGGCUUAACUGUAUCUGAAAAUGCUGAACUGCACAAGAAAGUUGCAUUCAGUUUGUGUUAUUACAAUUAUUUAAGCGGUGUCUUUGUCAGCAGCACAUUAAAGUCUGUUGGCUAAGGCAAUUUACUACUUCUUCAUAAACAAGAAAUUCCAGUGAGAUGUAACUCUCAGGCAUGCUUGAAAAGAAAUGAGUGUGAGACUGCUUAGUUGCCAUGCCAUGCCAAAUUGUUCUACAAUUAAUUAUUGAAACAUGCUGAAUACUCAUUCACACUUUAAUGUGUUGCAAGAGCUUAACCUCGUGUUCACUAUCUACAGGCAUGUCCAAUCAUCUUGCCUUCAUACAUUUGUUUCUGUGUUAAUGUGGUGAAAUGGAUAGCACUAUGUACACCUUGCUAUUUUACUCUUGUUUUGUGAUGGGGACCAUGUGACUAUCCUAAUAAAUCUGUUAUUUAUGGUCAA